GCACCUGUGGCAGCACCAGUGCCUCCCCCGGAAGGGGAACCAGAGGGGGACAAGCCAGUGGGGGAUGACCACUACUGCGAGAUGCUGUGCUGCACGUUCAAGUACCGACCCUGGCUGGACCGCCUGAAAAACUACCGGUUCCCCAGCAGCAUCGACCCACUCACCAACCUGAUGUACGUGCUGUGGCUGUUCUUCGUUGUCAUGGCCUGGAACUGGAACUGCUGGUUGAUCCCCGUCCGCUGGGCCUUCCCCUACCAGACACCGGCAAACAUCCACUGCUGGCUGCUCAUGGACUACCUCUGCGACCUCAUCUAUCUGCUGGACAUCCUCGUCUUUCAGACCCGGCUGCAGUUCGUCCGGGGAGGGGACAUAAUAACUGAUAAAAAGGCCAUGAAAGAGAACUACCUGCAAUCACAACGCUUUAAGAUGGACGUGGUAUGCCUCCUGCCCCUGGAUUUCUUCUACUUCAAAGUCGGUGUCAACCCACUCCUGCGUUUUCCUCGCUGUCUGAAGUAUAUGGCCUUCUUCGAGUUCAACAACCGCCUGGAAGCUAUCCUGAGCAAGGCAUACAUCUACAGAGUGAUUCGGACCACUGCCUAUUUACUGUACAGCUUGCACGUGAACUCCUGCCUUUACUACUGGGCAUCAGCCUACGAAGGACUGAGCUCUACCACCUGGGUCUAUGAUGGGGAAGGAAACAGCUACAUCCGAUGCUACUACUGGGCAGUCAAAACCCUCAUCACCAUUGGGGGGCUGCCGGACCCCAAGACACUGUUCGAGAUUGUCUUCCAGCUGCUGAACUACUUCACAGGCGUCUUCGCUUUCUCUGUCAUGAUAGGGCAGAUGAGAGAUGUGGUCGGUGCUGCUACUGCAGGGCAAACUUACUAUCGGAGCUGCAUGGACAGUACCAUCAAAUACAUGAACUUCUACAAAAUCCCCAAAACUGUGCAGAACCGAGUGAAAACGUGGUACGAGUACACGUGGCAUUCGCAAGGCAUGCUAGAUGAGUCGGAGUUGCUGGUGCAGCUGCCGGACAAGAUGAGGUUGGACAUCGCUAUCGACGUGAACUACAACAUCGUGAGCAAAGUGGCCCUCUUCCAGGGCUGUGACAGGCAGAUGAUCUUCGACAUGCUGAAGCGGCUCAGAUCGGUGGUCUACCUGCCCAAAGACUAUGUGUGUAAGAAGGGAGAAAUCGGCCGCGAGAUGUACAUUAUCCAGGCGGGACAAGUGCAGGUGCUGGGGGGACCCGAUGGCAAAACCGUGCUGGUGACUCUGAAAGCUGGAUCUGUGUUUGGAGAAAUAAGCUUGCUGGCAGCAGGAGGGGGAAAUCGCCGAACAGCAAACGUCGUAGCUCACGGCUUCGCUAACCUCUUCAUUUUGGAUAAGAAGGACUUGAACGAGAUUUUGGUGCAUUAUCCAGAGUCUCAGAAGCUGCUGCGUAAGAAGGCCAAGAAAAUGCUGAAAACCAACAAUAAACCCAAAGAUGAGAAAGCAGCAGCUGGAGACUCACUGAUCAUCCCCCCAAAAGCUGACACCCCGAAGCUCUUCCAGGCUGCCCUGGCUGCUGCAGGGAGGAUGGGGGGCAGAGGGCAGCUGGCACAGCUCCGGUGGAGGCUGAAGGCGAUGCAGGCGACACAGGUCAGUGCAGGGG
Messenger RNA from Eurypyga helias (sunbittern), 1651 nucleotides. Its product is annotated as cyclic nucleotide-gated cation channel beta-1-like. The record is from RefSeq and is a predicted model, not a curated record. Lineage: Eukaryota; Metazoa; Chordata; Aves; Eurypygiformes; Eurypygidae. Gene Ontology annotation, cellular component: photoreceptor outer segment; plasma membrane; intracellular cyclic nucleotide activated cation channel complex. Gene Ontology annotation, biological process: retina homeostasis; monoatomic cation transmembrane transport. The transcript is spliced from 13 exons. The annotation marks the transcript as partial. Gene Ontology annotation, molecular function: intracellularly cAMP-activated cation channel activity; intracellularly cGMP-activated cation channel activity; protein-containing complex binding.